CGACGAGGCUCAUGAAGAAAGACGACGCAGCCACAGCCGGACCAGGGCAGAAGGGAGGGAGCCCGGGGCGCUGGAGCGGGACCCAGAGCUCCCGCGGCCACCCCCUCCCUGGGCUGGGUCAUGCGCUGCCCCAAGUGCCUUCUCUGCCUGUCAGCACUGCUCACGCUCCUGGGCCUCAAAGUGUACAUCGAGUGGACAUCAGAGUCUCGGCUGAGCAAGGCCUAUCUGGGACCCCAGGGCACCCUGCCAGGCCCCACACCAGCCCCUGAGCCCACCCUGCCGGCUAACCUCUCAGCCCGUCUGGGCCAGACUGGCCCACUGCCCUUGGCUUACUGGAACCAGCAGCAGUGGCGGCUGGGGGCCCUGCCCAGUGGGAAUAGCACUGAGGUGGGAGACUGCCGGGCUUGGGGGGCUGCCGCUGCUGCUGAGAUCCCCGAUUUCACCUCCUACCCUGAAGACCUCCGCCGCUUCUUGUUGUCAGCAGCCUGCCGGAGCUUCCCUCGGUGGCUCCCUGGAGGUGGCAGUGGCCACGUGCCCAGCUGUGGGGAAACCUACCUGCUGCUGGCUGUCAAGUCAGAACCGGGGCGCUUUGCUGAGAGACAGGCUGUGAGGGAGACCUGGGGUGGUCCGACUCCUGGAAUCCGGCUGCUCUUCCUCCUGGGGUCCCCAGUGGGUGAGGGGGGUCCUCACCUAGGCCCUCUGGUGGCCUGGGAGAGCCAUCGCUACAGUGACCUGCUGGUCUGGGACUUCUUGGACGUUCCCUUCAACGAGACACUCAAGGACCUGCUGCUGCUGUCGUGGCUUGGCCACCACUGCGCCAGUGUGCGCUUCGUCCUGCAAGCUCAGGAUGACGCCUUCGUGCACACCCCAGCCCUGCUGGACUACCUGCGGGCCCUGCCACCCCGCUGGGCCCGAGGCCUCUACAUGGGGGAGGUCUUUACCCAGGCCAAGCCCCUCCGGAAGCCUGGAGGACCCUUCUACGUACCCGGGUCUUUCUUUGAAGGCAACUACCCGGCCUAUGCCAGUGGGGGUGGCUAUAUCAUCGCUGGGCACCUGGUACCCUGGCUGCUGCGGGCGGCAGCCCGUGUGGCACCAUUCCCCUUCAAUGACGUCUACAUUGGCCUGUGCUUCCAAGCCCUGGGCCUGGCACCCAGGGCCCACAAAGGCUUCCUCACAACCUGGCCAACAGACCGCCCGGCUGACCCCUGCAUUCUCCGUGACCUGCUACUGGUGCGACCCCUUAGGCCCCAGGACAGCAUUUGGCUCUGGAAACACCUGCAGGACCCUCAGCUGCAAUGCUGAGCCUCAAUGGGGUCCGGAGGGGAGGGCUGACCUGGCUUGGGUCCUGGGCGGGCCUGGGUGCCAGCCUCUUGCCUGCCCCUUGUUCAGCCUCUCCUUCCAGGCCUGUGUGUGAGGGAGGUCCUGGAAUCAAGGCUGCUUGAGCCGCUCCUGGGCUGGUCCAGGCUAUGGGACUGGGCAGCAGGAGGCAGAAGACUUUUUGUCUACUUUUUGUUUUUAGAAAAUAUGAGCUUCCCAUUCUGA
Messenger RNA from Miniopterus natalensis, 1542 nucleotides. RefSeq names its product UDP-GlcNAc:betaGal beta-1,3-N-acetylglucosaminyltransferase 8 (gene B3GNT8). The record is from RefSeq and is a predicted model, not a curated record. Gene Ontology annotation, biological process: protein O-linked glycosylation; poly-N-acetyllactosamine biosynthetic process. NCBI's taxonomy places the organism in Eukaryota, Metazoa, Chordata, Mammalia, Chiroptera, Miniopteridae. Gene Ontology annotation, cellular component: Golgi membrane. Gene Ontology annotation, molecular function: protein N-acetylglucosaminyltransferase activity.